Molecule: messenger RNA, 3069 nt
Organism: Vigna radiata var. radiata (mung bean)
Lineage: Eukaryota; Viridiplantae; Streptophyta; Magnoliopsida; Fabales; Fabaceae
Product: nuclear cap-binding protein subunit 1
Exons: 19
Coding region: 161-2749 (862 amino acids)
Biological process (GO): mRNA export from nucleus; nuclear-transcribed mRNA catabolic process, nonsense-mediated decay
Cellular component (GO): nuclear cap binding complex; nucleus
Molecular function (GO): protein binding; RNA cap binding; mRNA binding
Source: RefSeq, a predicted model, not a curated record
UUCCCACUUCCGGGUCACCAAGUAACACCGUUAGGGUAGAAAGUUGAAGUCCUUGCAGUUCAGGCCUCAGACCCAAAACCCUCAUAAAAACCCAACUCUCCUUCCUUUUAGUUCCUCUGUUGGUUUCUCACUCUUCCGUGUGGUAGUAGUGUGGCAAACAAUGAGCAGUUGGAAAAACCUUCUUCUACGAAUCGGUGACAAGAGUCCCGAAUACGGAGUCUCCUCUGACUAUAAAGAUCACAUUGAUACGUGCUUUGGCGCCCUUCGUCGCGAACUUGACCACUCCCAUACCGAUGUUUUGGAGUUCCUUCUCACGUGUGCUGAGCAUUUGCCUCACAAGAUUCCUCUGUAUGGAACCCUGAUUGGCUUGAUUAACUUGGAAAAUGAGGACUUUGGGAAGCAACUAGUGGAGAAAACUAAAACCAUGUUUCAAGAUGCCUUGGAUACUGGAAACUGCAAUGGGGUUCGAGUUCUAAUGCGGCUUUUGACUGUUAUGAUGUGCAGUAAGGUUCUUCAACCGAGCUCCUUGGUGGCUGUCUUUGAAACAUUUUUAUCCUCAGCUGCCACAACAGUAGAUGAGGAAAAAGGCAAUCCCUUAUGGCAGCCUUGUGCAGACUUUUACAUCACUUGUAUUUUAUCAUGCCUUCCAUGGGGCGGAGCAGAACUUACUGAGCAAGUUCCUGAAGAUAUUGAUAGAGUGAUGGUCGGUGUAGAAGCUUACUUGAGCAUCAGAAAGCAUACAUCUGAUACUGGCUUAUCCUUUUUUGAGAAUGAUGAUGAAAAUGGGGAAGGUAUUAGUGACAAGGAUUUUUUAGAAGAUUUAUGGGAUAGAAUACAGGUUUUAUCAAUGAGGGGAUGGAAAGUUGAAAGUGUUCCAAGACCUCAUCUUUCAUUUGAAGCUCAAUUGGUUGCUGGGAAGUCUCAUGAAUUUGGGCCAAUAAGCUGCCCCAGCCUACCAGAACCACCUUCAGUCCCUUCUGGCGUCUCUACGGGUAAACAGAAGCAUGAAGCAGAAUUAAAAUAUCCUCAAAGGAUACACCGGUUAAAUAUAUUUCCUCUCAGUAAACAUGAGGAUAUACAACCUAUAGACAGAUUUGUUAUGGAAGAGUAUCUCCUAGAUGUGCUUCUGUUCUUCAAUGGCUGUCGAAAGGAGUGUGCAUCUUUCAUGGUUGGUUUGCCUGUUUCCUUCAGAUAUGAGUACCUCAUGGCCGAGACAAUAUUCUCUCAGCUGCUGAUGCUACCUCAACCACCUUUCAGACCAGUAUAUUACACACUUAUAAUUAUUGACCUUUGCAAGGCUCUUCCUGGAGCUUUUCCUGCUGUUGUUGCUGGAGCAGUUCGUACUCUCUUUGAGAGGAUAGCUGAUUUGGACAUGGAAUGUCGAACACGUCUAAUCCUUUGGUUCUCCCACCAUUUAUCAAACUUCCAGUUUAUCUGGCCAUGGGAAGAGUGGGCUUAUGUCCUAGACCUCCCAAAGUGGGCUCCACAACGUGUCUUUGUCCAAGAGGUUUUGGAGAGGGAAGUUCGCUUGUCAUACUGGGACAAAGUUAAGCAGAGUAUUGAAAAUGCACCUCGUUUGGAAGAAUUGCUUCCUCCUAAAAGCGGGCCAAAUUUUAGUUUUGGUUCAGAAGAUGGUAAAGAAAGCAAUGAGCAUGGACUGUCUGGAAAGCUCAACAGUAUGGUUAAAGGGAAGUCACCUGUCCGUGAAAUAAUCUCUUGGAUUGAUGAAAGUGUGCUUCCAAAUAAUGGUCUAGAAGUUACCCUCAGAGUGAUUGUACAAACACUUCUCAAUAUUGGAUCCAAGAGUUUCACUCAUUUGAUAACUGUCUUGGAGAGAUAUGCACAAGUCUUUGUGAAAGUAUGUCCGGANGAGGAUNGACAAGUCAUGCUGAUAGCUGAAGUGAGUUCUUUCUGGAAGAGUAACACCCAAAUGACAGCAAUAGCUAUUGACAGGAUGAUGGGUUAUCGACUUGUAUCAAAUCUGGCUAUUGUGAGAUGGGUCUUCUCAGCAGAAAAUAUUGAGCAAUUUCAUACAUCGGAUCGGCCAUGGGAGAUUCUGAGAAAUGCAGUAAGCAAGACACAUAAUCGUAUUUCUGAUUUACGGAAAGAAAUAUUAACUAUUAAAAAGAACAUUUCAUCUGCCGAAGAAGCUGCCAAGGAGGCAAAAGCUGAGCUAGAUGCUGCAGAGUCAAAACUUACACUUGUGGAUGGUGAACCAGUUCUUGGUGACAAUCCUGUUAGAUUGAAUAGAUUGAAAUCACAUGCUGAAAAGACAACGGAGGACGUGGUGACUGUUAAAGAAUCCUUAGAAUCUAAGGAAGCUCUUCUUGUCCGAGCAAUUGAGGAAAAUGAGGCAUUAUUUCUCUUGUUGUACAAAAGCUUCUCAAAUGUGUUGACAGAGCGGCUUCCUGAAGGAACUAGAACACUGCAUGAGUUGAAGUCUGUGCAAGUAGAUGUGAUGGCAGUGGACGCUGAAGAGCCACCAACAAUGGAAUUAGAUGACGAAAACCAGAGAUCUCAAAACAGUCAGUCAAAUGGAGAGAAGAAAGGUGGUGCUUAUGUUGUAGGUGAAAAGGAGCAGUGGUGUAUCACCACUUUGGGCUAUGUGAAGGCUUUUUCUAGGCAGUAUGCUGCUGAGAUAUGGCCCCAUGUUGAAAAGUUGGAUGCAGAGGUAUUGACAGAAGAAACACCUUAUCUUUUUAGGUCAGCUGUUUAUACUGGUCUUCGAAGACCAAUUCACGAGGCAUGAUCAAUUUGUUACUUCACCUCUGAGCUAUGUUAUUUAGAAUAUAAUGUAAUUCCAUUCUUUAGUCUGCUAGUUAAGCAUUUUCUUAGUCUGCUAAAAGCCUAAAACUGUAUGCAAUUGUAAUUUAAAAAUGACAAGGUUGGUAUGACGAGUCUCUACAUCUUAGAUUCUAACAGGGACUUUAUCACCGCUGCUGUACAUUAGAUUUCGAUUAUAGCUUUUAAUUGGACCUCAAAUACCCAAAAAAAAAAUGGAGUUUGCACCAUACUUGUGUUGUACUUGGUAGUAAAAUGAAAAUUGAAUUGUGAUUAUUUGCAUUAAAA